AUGACUGAAGUCAAUGCCACAGCUCUGGCGGGGAUUGCUCAAAGCCUGUUGGCAGCGAAGAUGGUUUCCUUGUCCGCUUGUACAAUCACGAUUGGGGACGAAGUGGAACAUAUAUGGCUGAAGCCAAAAUAUACCCGAAUGACGAUUCUGUGGGCUUUGAAUCGGUACAUUACUCCUUUGGGUUUUAUUGUUAUUACGAUAUGUUCUCUUCCCAGAAGCUUUGAAAUUGGUCAAUUCCUUUGGUGUUGGCUUUUCUUGCUGGCGGCGGAGUUGGGUACUAAAAUCGUUUCGUGGGCUGUAUACUCGUCGGAAGAACAUCCUCCCGGUUUGUGUUCAGUUGGAUCGCCGAGCUUUUUUUCGGUGCUAGACUCGGCAAUGUUUAUUCUGACACUAUGGCGCACUAUCGCUUACAACAAUGCUUUAAACAACGGCAGUACCAAGUCGCUGAUGCGCCUAAUUCAACGCGAUGGAAUCGCAUACUAUGCCACUAUUUCAAUAAUCAAUCUUGUCACGGUGGUAAUCUUUUUGUUUGCAUCCAACUCUACACAAUGCCCGAUUCCCAAGUCGACGCGCGCACCUUGUCAACCCUCUCACGACUACAUGCGUCGUAACCCGAUACAUUUCCCUCGUACUGUCAUCCCGGUAACUAUCACGAAGGGAUAUAAGAUAGCAUGUAGUUUGGCAGGAGUGGCCGAUGGUCCGAAUUCAUAUCCGGAAAAACAAUAA
Molecule: messenger RNA, 726 nt
Organism: Laccaria bicolor S238N-H82
Lineage: Eukaryota; Fungi; Basidiomycota; Agaricomycetes; Agaricales; Hydnangiaceae
Exons: 14
Coding region: 1-726 (241 amino acids)
Source: RefSeq, a predicted model, not a curated record